GUGUCACGCGCUCUCCCCGCCCUUUCCGGUCUCUGGGACGCCGGCUGCUGCUGCUGAGCGAGCGAGCUACGACUCCACACACACGCCUUCCGCCUUAUACACCCUCCGAUACCGCCGGGGAGAACACGUGACCCGCAGCCAGGAUGCCACCGAAGAAGGCAGACAACGGACCAAAACAGCAUCCAAUCAUUGGAAGAUUUGGGACUUCACUGAAGAUUGGGAUAGUUGGAUUGCCAAAUGUCGGGAAAUCAACUUUUUUUAAUGUGUUGACUAAGAGCCAAGCUGCGGCAGAAAACUUCCCAUUUUGCACAAUUAACCCAAAUGAAAGUAGAGUACCUAUUCCAGAUGAUAGAUUUGACUUCCUGUGCCAAUUCCAUAAACCUGUAAGCAAAGUCCCAGCCUUUCUAAACGUGGUGGAUAUAGCGGGUCUCGUGAAGGGAGCCAGUGCAGGACAAGGCCUGGGGAAUGCUUUCCUGUCCAACAUCAGCGCUUGUGAUGGCCUCUUUCAUCUCAUGCGUGCUUUUGAUGACGACGACAUUAUUCAUGUUGAAGGAAGUGUUAACCCAGUGCGUGACAUUGAAAUCAUUCACGAGGAGCUCCGUCUAAAAGAUGAAGAAAUGUUACAUGCCGCCAUUGAUAAGCUUGAAAAAGUCGCUGUGAGGGGAGGAGACAAAAAGUUAAAGCCAGAAUAUGAUAUAAUGUGCAAAGUCAAAAACUGGGUAGUGGAUGAAAAGAGUCAUGUACGUUAUUGCCAUGAGUGGAAUGACAAGGAGAUUGAAGUGUUAAAUAAACACUUACUCCUGACCUCCAAGCCAAUGAUCUAUCUAGUCAACCUUUCAGAAAAAGACUACAUUCGGAAGAAAAACAAGUGGUUGAUAAAAAUUAAAGAGUGGGUGGACAGACAUGACCCGGGUGCCUUGGUCAUACCUUUUAGUGGAGCCUUAGAACUCAACCUGCAAGACAUGACUGAUGAAGAGAAGCAGAAGUAUCUGGAAGAGAAAGCGACACAAAGCGUCUUAUCCAAGAUUAUUAAAACUGGAUAUGCUGCACUUCAGCUUGAAUACUUCUUCACCGCAGGCCCCGAUGAAGUGCGCGCGUGGACCAUCAAGAAAGGGACAAAGGCUCCUCAGGCUGCAGGGAAGAUUCACACGGAUUUUGAGAAGGGUUUCAUUAUGGCAGAGGUAAUGAAAUUUGACGAUUUCAAAGAAGAAGGCACCGAAACAGCUGUCAAGGCUGCGGGGAAAUACAGACAGCAGGGAAGAAAUUACACCGUAGAAGACGGAGACAUAAUCUUCUUUAAAUUUAAUACACCGCAGCAAUCCAAAAAGAAAUAAUUUUAAUGCUUGACUGAGAAACGGGUGUUUUGGUUUUUGUUAUUUUUAUUAUUAUUAUUUUUAGCAGAAUAUUCUGUUAAAAUAAAUAAGCAAACGCAUCAGUUACCAUUUCUUCUCCCCCAAAUAAAUACUGUUUGUUUUGAAAUGAAAUGUGUCACCUCAUCUGAAAAUCCAAGUUCAGUAAAUGUGCUUUUCAAAUGAUUAAGAUCCUACUUCAAAUCAUAGAUGCUUUUCAGUACUCCCACUACUCUCAUGAUACUUCAUUAAUCUCCAUCAUGUAUGCCAAGGCUGACACAUCUGACAGGAAGGACAAUGUGGCUUGCUCCUUUUUGAAUCUACAGAUAAUGCAUGUUUUACAGUACUCCAGAUGUCUACACUCAAUAAAACAUUUGACAAAA
Messenger RNA from Pelobates fuscus (common spadefoot toad), 1732 nucleotides. It is a transcript of the gene OLA1, whose product is annotated as Obg like ATPase 1. NCBI's taxonomy places the organism in Eukaryota, Metazoa, Chordata, Amphibia, Anura, Pelobatidae. The record is from RefSeq and is a predicted model, not a curated record. Gene Ontology annotation, molecular function: ATP hydrolysis activity; GTP binding; ATP binding. The coding region runs from base 144 to 1334 and encodes 396 amino acids. The transcript has 11 exons. Gene Ontology annotation, cellular component: cytoplasm.